Molecule: messenger RNA, 1155 nt
Organism: Owenia fusiformis
Lineage: Eukaryota; Metazoa; Annelida; Polychaeta; Sabellida; Oweniidae
Source: the annotation of a GenBank genome assembly
AGAAGAUGCUGUCAAUGAUAAAGGAUCUGAUAUUCUUGAGCCUGAAGAAACUAAACCGUGCAAGUUUGCUAAUUGUUAUAGUGAUACUGAAGAUGAGGAUGAAGAUGAUGACAGUGAAGAUGAUGAAGAAGAUUUCAGUAAGGGCAUCAAUACAUUUCUAGAAUGUGUGCGCGAACGUCGUCAAAUAAGAGACAACCAUGUUGGCCCUUUCACUAGCAAACAUGUAGGGAUAGAAAAUAGGGUUGUGGCUGCUGCUACCUUUGAAAAGGCAUUUUGUGGGAAACGUAGUGAAAAAGUCAAUCAUUUAACUGUAAUAGCUGUGAGGAAACGCUACCAAAAAUGGGGAAUAGGCAGAUAUUUAUUAUCACAAUUAAAGAAUCCUCAAGUCGUUGGGCAGUAUGAUGUCAUUGUGGUGCACGCUGAUAACUCCGCCAUUGAUUUCUUUGAGCGUUAUGGUUUUACAGAUGAUGUAGUUCUUAAUAGUAAAUGGAGUGAGUUAGCAGAUCAAUACACAAACUGCACUUUGAUGUGUUACAUGCCUCCUUUCACAGGUCAGAGUAUUUUGGGCAAGUCGGACCCCGCUCUUGAUAUUGUAGCAAUGGAGAAAGAACUUGCUUCAUGGAGAAACAAGAACCUAGAAGCGUACCAGGCCCAGGCAUCUUGUUUACAGAGAAUGAGGCAUGAGAUAAUACACCUUAGAGCAUUGGUCAGCUCUCAGCAAGACCUACUGACACAUCUAGAAGCUGAAAAUGAGGAACUGAGCCGAGAUAAAUACCAAAUAGAAAAGUCAUUUUUGGAGUUUAAAAUAAUGGCGACGGAGUUCAAACAAAAAGAAGGGAGUAUGGCAGAAUUUGAAGAUGAGGAUGAGAUUCCCACAGAUUCACUUAUAAAGGAUCUCCAGAGACAUGUUGACAUGAUGAAAUUGAACAAUGUCAGUCCUGCUGGUGCUCCUAAUCCUGAUCAGAUCCUGCAUGCUAUAGAUGACCAUCAAUAUAUGCUCUCCAAGCAUGAGCCAGUUCCAUAUGACCAUGGUAAAGACAUGGAAGAGUUCUUUAAGAUGACUCAAGAGUUCCAAGACAAAAUGAAGUUAGAUACUACAAUGACAGCUACCUACGAGUCAAACAUGGUCAACAAGGCCAUGUUACACCACAGUGU